AUGAUUGCACCGCAGUCGGCAGUUCAUUCUAUGUCUGUGAACUUACUUGGUUCCAACAACAUAUUCAUGGAACAUUCAACAAAUGGUGAUCCAAGAGGUGACAUUAUCGCUCGGGGUAUCGUGACAGAAGAGCGAGCCCGAGUCAUGUAUGAAAGAUUUACCGGUGGGAGCAAAAAUUUCUUGCCUCUGUUUGAUCCUAUCCGUGAUACAUUCGACUCCAUCCGAUCGCGCUCUUUGUUCUGCUUCACAGUCAUCAUAUAUCUCUCCAGUCGAGCAGUCAUGGAUUUACGCAGUGAUACCCAUAUGCAAUGCGUACUGCAGGACGAAGCACAACGACUAGCCGAAGACAGCUUUUUCGAACGCCCAACGAAACUUGAAACAGUUCAAGGAAUGAUUCUCCUUGCCGCUUACUCUGAGAAAACUUGGUUUUCAACCGCACUAAUCCUGCGCACAGCAUUAGAUUCCGGUCUCGAAAAGUCACUGGAUACAUUACUCUCACAGGAAAACGUACCGCGCAGCUCGCUUGCCGCUACUAUGGAUGAUCGUCAACUGGUUUGGCAGACACGGACCUGGCUCAUUACUUUCACCUUGGAACUCGACGUAGCUUCUGGGACCGGCCGCAAAUCGCGUAUCGGGGAGGUGGAUAUCACGAAACUGCGCAAAUUCUUGGACUACCCACUAUCUUUGCCCUGUGAUAUGAGAACAGUCUGCAUCAUCGAAAUACAUCAACUCCGAGGUCACUCCCGUAUCAUCCUCGAGAAUGCAGCAACGGUCCGUGAUAUAGUACUUAAAGAACUCCCUGCUAUUAUGGAACGGUUCUCCUAUUGGUUCACUACUUGGGACGAAAUUCAUCAAAAUAAUGGCUUCCAUGCUGGGGCAUUCCAACGAAGUAGUCUCAAAUUGAUGCUUCUCUACGCCAGAAUAUUUGCAUUAUGUGCCUCUCUGGCAAGGAUACAAAAACUGCAGCCCACUGACUCCAACUCUGAAUCAGAGGUUAUUGGGAAUCUGUGGCAAUCCCUGGUCACAAAUAUUAUGGAUCAGCUGGCAUUUUUGAUUAAUGAGCCAUCCUAUCGGUGCCAGCUACCUUGGGCGCCGACCUACCCAGCUUUGACCAUGGCCUUUGUCACAACUUUUGCACUUCGCAUCGCGCGGUGGCAACCAAAUCUUAUUGAUCAAGACCUUCUUCUUGAGAGAGCAGAGAAAAUGUGCGACUUUUUGAAGCAGCCCCCCUAUCCAGACAUUCACCGCACGGUCUCGAUAUUCGUGAAUUAUGCCCGGGCCCUGAUCGCAAGUCAACGCUCAGGAAGCCAUGAUAGUGACCCACCCAACUUGUCUAGCCAGGGGGAUGCCACUUUGGCCCCCUACCAAGGCCCAGAUAGCCCUACGGAGCAUGCCCCGCAUUUAGUAUCUUUGGAUGGUCCUCGGUACAGGCCUGGCACCGCUGGGCCGAUUGAUAAAGACCCAAACUUGAUGCCGAUGCCAAACAAUGAUGCUGCAGCUGCAGCUGCAGCUGCCAGACCCCCUCUUCCAAGGCUGCCCGACACGAUGGAAGCUCCGAACUGGACCAUGUCUAAUUCCAUCGCGGACUCAUUUGGUCUCUUUGAAGAAGGCCAAAACGAUAUCUUUGACUUCUUACCAAUGAUGCCUUCUUUGCCUCAGUGA
Molecule: messenger RNA, 1662 nt
Organism: Penicillium pulvis
Lineage: Eukaryota; Fungi; Ascomycota; Eurotiomycetes; Eurotiales; Aspergillaceae
Product: fungal specific transcription factor domain-containing protein
Exons: 6
Coding region: 1-1662 (553 amino acids)
Biological process (GO): regulation of DNA-templated transcription
Cellular component (GO): nucleus
Molecular function (GO): DNA-binding transcription factor activity, RNA polymerase II-specific; transcription cis-regulatory region binding
Source: RefSeq, a predicted model, not a curated record